Messenger RNA from Vanessa tameamea, 1594 nucleotides. RefSeq names its product 2-(3-amino-3-carboxypropyl)histidine synthase subunit 2 (gene Dph2). Gene Ontology annotation, molecular function: 2-(3-amino-3-carboxypropyl)histidine synthase activity. Gene Ontology annotation, biological process: protein histidyl modification to diphthamide. The transcript is spliced from 7 exons. Bases 121 to 1500 code for a protein of 459 amino acids. Lineage: Eukaryota; Metazoa; Arthropoda; Insecta; Lepidoptera; Nymphalidae. The record is from RefSeq and is a predicted model, not a curated record.
UUAAUUAUUAUUAUUUCUUUCAAAUUCUUCUAAUUAACUCUAAAUUUUAAUAACUAUACGAUAUUGUCAUUACAAUAAAAAUUAAAAGAAAUAAAUGAUAUAACCUGCAAUCGCGUCGCUAUGGCUAAUUUUACAACGGAUGCAAAAAUAUGUAUUGAACGUGACUUGGAAAUAACAAACAAACAGCAUGUAUAUGAAGACUUAAUUACUCGAUUUGAUAUACUAGAAACCUGUAAAUGGAUUACAGAUAAUAAUUAUGCUAAGGUGUGCCUACAAUUCCCUGAUGACCUUCUCAAUGUGAGUGCUGCUAUAUAUGAGGAAAUUAAAACAAGAACAAAUAUUGAUUUGUAUAUUCUUGGUGACACUUCUUAUGCAAGCUGUUGUGUAGACUCGGUAGCAGUCAUGCAUGUUAAGGGUGAUGCAGUGAUACAUUAUGGACACUCAUGCUUCACCAAAAGUAACAUUCCAGUCUACAUUGUAUUGCCUAAAACAGAAUUAAACUUUGAUGUCACAGAAAAACUAUUAUUAGAAAACUUUAAACUAGAUGAACCUAUUCAAUUAUGCCUGUUUUAUGAUGCGGAAUAUGAACACAGCAAAGAUAAAAUUGCUAAAUUCUGGUUUCAAGAAUAUCCUCAAAGUUAUUUAGCAUUUGUGCAAAUUGAAGAAUCAGAUAAAAGAAUUUUAGGAAGAAUAAUAAAAAAUAAAAAAGAUGAGGAUGUUUCUGUGGAAUUUCUCAAAGAUUGUAUAUGUAUCCAUAUUGGAUCAAGAGGGCAGACUUUAUUCAACUUCACUGUAUCAAUUCCAGCACUGAAAUGGUAUUUACUAGAACCAGGAAACAAUAGAGUUGAUAUCCUAGAAGAGACUGUAUGGUUCAAAAGAAGGCGAUUCUUGGUAGAAAAGUGCAAAGACGCCAAUGUUAUUGGCAUACUGGUUUGUAAGCUGGCUGGGGACCAAACUAAAGAUAUAAUAAGUAGGAUGAAGAAGAUAUGCAAAGUCAAUGGAAAGAAAAGCUAUAUAAUAUCAGUUGGUAAACCAAAUGUUGCCAAACUUGCAAACUUUCCAGAAAUUGAUAUUUAUGUCAUGAUAGCAUGUCCAGAAAAUGAUCUUUAUAACAACAGGGAUUUUUACAAACCCAUAGUAUAUCCAUUUGAAUUAGAAGUAGCAUUGAACUCAAACAGAGAAUCAUUUUAUAACUAUCAUGUAACGGACUAUGAUGAGCUGCUGCCGGGAAAGAGACAUUACUGUGAUAUAAGUCAUGUAAAGGAGGCCACUGAUGUAAGUCUCAUAACAGGCAAUAUAAGAGAAACAAAAAUACAAAGUGUUGAAGAAGGUAGCAUGGAUUUAGCAGUAAAACAGAAUUGGGCAUUAGAAAACAUAGGACAAAAUCUACAAGAAAGAUCAUGGAAAGGUUUAGAACAAAAACUAGGUGAGACAGAAGUAAAAUCAGCUGAAGAAGGACGUAAAGGUAUUCCCCUGCAGUACAGUAAUGAGCCAGAAUAAAUAAAACAACAUAAUUAAGAUAUUUACAAUAUUUAAUGUGUUUUUGUUUUUAAGUUUUAGAUACUAGUUAUAUAAUAAAUUAUUUAGAUAUUCA